AUGCCGGAACAAAUCAAAACCCUAAUUAAAUUCACGACUUUUUCGAAACAACAAAACUCCCUCAUUCAAUUCACUGCAACACGAUCUUCGUUCUAUUCUACUGAUUUGGAAAUAAUCGAACGAGAAUUCUACAGAAAUCUAUUCAAUACGAUGACAAAAAGGCGUAAAACAAUAGAAUUUGGAAAAAAAUCGACAGAUAAUUCAAUUGAUGAAGGAAUGGCGACGAAUAUUUCAGCUGAAGAAGCUCAAUUCACAACGAUCAAAACUACAUCUGAAAAAGAACAAACAUUGAAGAGGAUGAUUUCAACAGACGAAUCUGAACCUACAAACAAAACAACCGUCAUCAAAAAAGGUAAAACCCUAAAUACAGUAUAA
Lactuca saligna is the source of this 375-nucleotide messenger RNA. NCBI's taxonomy places the organism in Eukaryota, Viridiplantae, Streptophyta, Magnoliopsida, Asterales, Asteraceae. The record is from the annotation of a GenBank genome assembly.